Megalobrama amblycephala (Wuchang bream) is the source of this 1361-nucleotide messenger RNA. RefSeq names its product major histocompatibility complex class I-related gene protein-like. Gene Ontology annotation, cellular component: external side of plasma membrane. Bases 86 to 1114 code for a protein of 342 amino acids. The record is from RefSeq and is a predicted model, not a curated record. Gene Ontology annotation, biological process: immune response. The transcript is spliced from 8 exons. Lineage: Eukaryota; Metazoa; Chordata; Actinopteri; Cypriniformes; Xenocyprididae.
AAAAUCUAUUGGCUGGCAUUUACAACCUUCACACCGGAAAAUAUUUCAGGCUCAAUCCUGAAGAAGAUGAUUUCAAAGUCCAAACAUGCGGACUGUAGCUCUUCUGCUCCUCGGAGUUCGUCUCGCCUGUGCAGAAACACACUCUCUGAAAUACUUCUUUACUGCUGUGUCUGGAGACAUUGACUUCCCAGAGUUCACUAUUGUUGGUCUGGUCGAUGAAGGGCAGUUCAUUUACUUUGACAGCAACACAAUGAAAGUUGUGCCGAAGACAGAGUGGAUGAGACAGAAAGAAGGAGCAGAUUACUGGGACACACAAACACAGCUUGCAGCUGGAACUCAUCAGGCAUUCAGAAACAACAUCCAAGUCGCAAAAAAACGGUUCAACCACUCAACAGGUGUGCACACAUUCCAGGAAAUGUACGGUUGUGAAUGGGAUGAUCAGACUGGAAAAACAGAUGCGUUCCGCCAGGAAGGUUAUGAUGGAGAGGACUUUCUGUCUCUGGAUUUGAAGGAGAUUAGAUGGAUUUCCCCAGUACCGCAAGGAUUCAGCACUCAGAACAAGUGGAAUAAUAACAGAGCUUAUCUUGAGGGCAGAAAACAUUACUUCAGCACUGUGUGUAUUGAGUGGCUGAAGAAGUAUGUGGAGUAUGGAAAGAGCAGCCUGCAGAAAACAGUCUCUCCUCAGGUGUCUCUGUUGCAGAAGGAUUCCUCUUCUCCAGUGAUGUGUCAUGCUACAGGAUUUUAUCCCAGUGGAGUAACAAUUACCUGGAUGAAAAAUGGACAAGAUCAUCAUGAGGAUGUGGAUUUUGGGGAACUUCUUCCCAAUGAGGACGGAACCUUCCAGAAGACGAGCACCCUCAGGGUUACACCUGAUGAGUGGAAGAAGAACCAGUUCAGCUGUGUGGUGGAACAUCAGGGAGAAACCAUUAGAAUCAUCCUGACAGAGAAAGAGAUCAGGACCAACUGGGGAGAUUCUGUUCCCAUCGGCAUCAUUGUUGGUGCUGUUGCUGCUGUCGUCCUGUUGAUUGUCAUUGGUGGAUAUAUGAUGUAUCAGAAGAAAAAAGGCUUCAGACCUGUCAGCGCCUCUGACAGUGUUACAGUUCCAAAUGGAUAAAGAUGAGACCAGAUGUGUGGGAGAGAUGAAGUUGAAAAAAUUAUACUUAUCCUGCUGUCCUUCCAGCUUAAACUGUAUAUAAACACACACACACACACACACACACACACACACACACAGACAGAGAGAGGAGCAGAUAUUUCUGGGAUGGGAACAGAAAGUGUGAAUAAACAACUUUAGUUUUUAGGUGUAAUGUAGAACCGUGAGAUCUCUUCUGAUUCUACAUUAAUUACAUAUAUUUUUUUUU